AUGGGAGGCGAUGGAGACGCGCUCGACAACAACGCCAUCAUUGUCACCGACGCGUGCUGCUGCAUGUACGACGGCUGCCUCUUCGGGGAUGGGUGCAUCGGGUGCAUGGCGAGCGAGACGAUGUGCUGCCUCGAGAUGGAGUUCUGCUGCAAGCAGGGUGCAGAGUCGCUCUGCUGCGUCUGCUGCGCGAUCCGCUGCGUUUCGCCUACCGUGUGCAUCAAGUCGCAGGGCCAGAUGUGCUGUCUUGCCGGCGCGGCCGCCAUCCCGUGCGACGAGGAGGUGCCUUGCAUGGUCGGCACGUGCGGCAUCAUCUGCUAUCCCACGAUCGCCAUUUGCAAGACGCUGGGCGACAUCACGGGGAAUUCAGGUGGGGAUGCCCCCCCGGCUGAGCAGGCGCACUCGCGGCUCGCGCAGGGGCCGCCGCUGCGGGGCCUGGCGGCCCCGCCGGUGGCGGUGCGCACCUCCGCCGCCUCGGCGACGCACCGCGGGCGCGCCGCCGGUGGCGCCUGGGCGGGGAUGGCCGGCAUCGCGGGCCUGUGCCUUGCGGCUACUGCGGCCGCCGGGAGGCGUGCCGCUCGCACCACGGUGCUGCGGCGCCUGCGCAUCGCCGGCAAGGAGAUCCCCCGUAACAAGCCCAUCGCUUACGCGCUGAAUUGCGCGAUAUUCGGCACGGGGAUCAAGUCCUGCAAGCACAUCUGCCACCAGAUUGGAAUCGACCCGAACAAGCGGACCUUCCAGCUCAGCGAGGAUGAGGAGCUCAGGCUCGUCGACGAGUACGCCAAGUGGACGGUGGAGAACCCGCUGCGCAGGAUGAUCACUGCAAACAUUAAGUUGCUGAAGUCGGUCAACCAUGAGAGGGCAAUCCGUAUGGAGAAGGGCCUGCCUGUGCGCCACCAGGUGACCCGUAACAACGCCAAGACCGCCAGGGUACUCAACCCUGGCCGCAUCGGACUCUGAGCAACCUGGAGUCCCUUCGCAGUGGGCGGGCCAGGCGCAUGGACCUGCAUCGCGAGCGGCGGUGGCAUGGCCCUCUCUUGACUGACCCGACCGGCGUGAUGCAGCGCGGGGGCAGCAGCGCGGGAGCUGGCAGGGCAGCCUUGCGCCGUCUUGCCUCGCGACCAUCUUUGCAAAAGUAUUUCCCCGCAUACUCCUUCCGGUUGUUUGUUGCCCGUCGUCCCCAGGAUUAGGGCCUUCAUUGGGAUGGGUGCGGGCAGAGCUUCAAAUUGCUGCUGGAGUGGUGGCCUGUCGAUGCUUGGAUG
Prorocentrum cordatum is the source of this 1259-nucleotide messenger RNA. NCBI's taxonomy places the organism in Eukaryota, Dinophyceae, Prorocentrales, Prorocentraceae. The record is from the annotation of a GenBank genome assembly.